Molecule: messenger RNA, 4023 nt
Organism: Neospora caninum
Lineage: Eukaryota; Apicomplexa; Conoidasida; Eucoccidiorida; Sarcocystidae
Product: Pyrrolidone-carboxylate peptidase,related
Exons: 10
Coding region: 1-4023 (1340 amino acids)
Biological process (GO): proteolysis
Source: RefSeq, a predicted model, not a curated record
AUGUGUGGCCUCGAGCGGGGAGCGGUCCAGUACCAAGCAAAGACACAGGGCGAAGCAACUGGCAAAGCGCAGGCGCGACUUCGCCCAUCUGACUACCGUUUUGGAGAUUUCGUCCGUUUUUCUUCUUUUUUGCUCGUGCUUCUUCUCCUUCACUGCGGCCAUUUGCAGGCGCUGGGUGCCGGGGCUCGGCAUCUCGGAGCCCGCGUCGAGGCCGCUCGCAGUUUUUGGCGCGGGGUCGACGCCGCCAGGAAGCGCAGUCGGAUUCGCACGCGCGACUCUUCGAAGUCUCCUCCGUCUUUUCUCACCCUGUCUCCGUUUCCCUCGAAACCUGCCUCCCGUCUCCCUGGUGUCCAUUCUGACGGUCACCCUCUGUCCUUUCUACAGCCUCCGGCCGACGUUCCGCGUCCCUUUUCUGGUCUCCCGAGAGCCGAAGAACGGCGAAAAGGCACUCGUCCCUCACUCAAAACAGACGUUCUCGCAACGCAGCGCCGACUUGUCUCACGUCUCCCGCCUCGCCACUCCGUGCGUCGCUCGCACCUGCUCGCCGCUCGUUCAGUGUCUGACGCGUAUCUGACGAUUUCUCCUCGCGCGUCUCCCCACCCGAACCUGUCUCUGAAAUUUACCCGUGACCCCACCGACCGCAUGCCUUUUCGCUCUCUUGGCGCUGCACAAAGGCCCUCCGCUGGCGGUCUUGAGCUCGCGGUGACGGACGGUGAAAAAGAACGGGACGGAGGAGCCCACGCUUCGUCCUCUCGUUCUGACAAGCAAGACGUCCCCACGACGACUGCAGUUCCUUUCUUUGCGUUCGGCGAAAGCGAACCCGCGACGUUUUUAGCAGACGAGCGUGAGACCCGCGCUCCUGAAGCCUCUCCAGAGCCGCAGCGCCGCGUCUUCCCUGACCUGCCGACCGCCGAUAUACGCAGCGCCAUGGCACACUCGCUUCCUCAGAAUGAAAAUGCGCCGCCCAGAGAAACGCUCCUUUCUCCCCGCUCUCGUCAGUCUGCGUCAGCGACGGCUUCGAGUCUUCCGUUCGCGCCAAGCGAGGAGAGACACCCCCGAGCGACUCUUCUCGCGUAUGUCACCGGUUUCGGCCCGUUCGGAUCGGUGCGAAAGAAUCCCACGGCGUGCCUUGUGUCCCACAUGGAGCGAGCGCUUCUGCGAGCGCAGGACGGCGAAGCUGGAUUCGAGGAACAGCGCAUGCCUUCUCCAUACUCCAGCUCGGAGGGCUCGAUGCGGAGUGGACAGCCUGCGAACGCGGCGGAAUUUGGCUUUUUUGUCCAGUCGGGAGUGUCUUUCGAGGACCUGGCCACUUCGUGUGCGGCCGACGACGGCGCCGCGUCUUCUCCAAAGAGUGGCAAGCAAGAAGGUUCCAUCGUCGGCGGAUCAACACGGCGAAACGUUGCUGACAUCAACAGCGACGGGACGGGAAGCCCGGAGGCUCUUGUCGCGGAGAUUUCGAGAUCGGCCAAGGACGGUGUGUUUGCGGCUGACAAGGCUCGGAGCCAAAGCGGGGAGGAGACAGUGAUCACGCGGGCAUUUACGAACCCGCCUCCUGUGCACUUCAUCUCUUCCGGUGUCCGCCUGUGCGGCGCGGAAAUUCUCGAAGCGGCCGCAGCGGCUGCGAAGGAAGCGGCUCCACGAAUCGGCGCGGCGCUUCGCUUGAACAGUUCUUGGACGGAACGGCAGACGCGACUCCGCUCCCUCGACGUGAGAGACAGCGCGCGUUUGCAGGCCUUCGGUGCGGCGCAGGAAAGUGGUGUGAAGACGCCCACUGUGUCACCCAGCGCUGUUGCGAAAAACGGGAUCAGAGACCGCUUGGGAAAGACACUUGCUGAAGUGGAAAGCAGUGAAACGCAGAGACUUGGCGACACAGACAGCCCUGUUAGGAUGCGCGGGCUGCCGGAGGCAGCGUCGCCAGUCCAGGCGGACACGCCGAUGGUGGAGGCAGCGGCCUCGGAGAAGAACGGAUCUCAAGGAAAGCCUGGUGACGAGCACGAGACUGAGGCAGACGAAAAACGGGUCGUGAAGAAGCUGGCAUUUCACUUGGGUCUCAAUCAGGCUGCGACAGCCUUCGAGCUAGAGAAGGUCGCCGUCAACGAGGCGGACUUCUGCAUUCCGGACCAGCGCGGCUUUCGUCCGGAGAAGGCGCGAAUAUCAGAUACCGGGCCUGACAGGCUCGUCACCCGCCUUCCCCUUGAGGAGAUCUGUACCGCCCUCCAAGAGCGUGGGUUUCCUUGCAAAACAUCCACCUACGCUGGACGCUUCGUCUGUAACUACUUGUACUACCAGUCGCUUCUGGAAAACUUGGGCUCGGACACCGAAGUCCUGUUUGUUCACGUGCCGCCUUUCUCGACCAUCCCGUACUCGUGGCAAGUUUCUUUCCUGCUCCAGCUCUUAGACGUCAUCCGCCGACUUCCAGAGGCGCCGUUAACAACAAGCGCAGAUGCCGCCCGAAACAAGAAGCAGCACGCGCGCCGGACCUCCAAAGCGUCGGGAUCCUCUGGAGGAAACCCAAAGGUGGAGAAGGAACCAGAAUACGAAGUGGAGGACGUUGUCGCAUACACUGAGGACCGACGGGGGGUGGCACGUUGGAAAGUGCGAUGGAAAGGCUACGACUCCGACGAGGACACAUGGGAGACGCGAGCAAACUUGCGGGGCUCGCCUGCGUUCUGGAAGCAAAUGGACCGGCUACAGAGGGAGUGGAGGAUGGCGCACAAGAACGACGAGUCAAGCAGCGCCUUUGAAGAUGAGGACGAGGACGACGGGCGCAGUGAAGACGACGUCGCUGAUCCCACGCGUCCGGGGAAAGGCCAGUCGAAGGCUCGUCGAGGCGCGGGCCGCCCCCCCGCAGGGAAGAGGCGAAGGACACACAGUUCGUCUAAGAGAGGAAAGGCUUCGUCUGAAGACGAGAACGAAGAAGAGCAUGAAGGCAGCGAGGAAGCGCCAGGCGUGGAGGAUGCCGACCGCGAGCAAGACUCAAGUGGGGAAGACGACGAACUUCUGCCUUACCCUAUUAUCUACGGGACGGACACCGAGCCGCCGCCUCAUCACCUCCCAGACGAGACGGUCCUGACGGACGGGCGACUGUCGGUCUUCCGAUUCAAAAACGUCCCACUCAAACCCAAGAGCGAUGCCCAUCUCGGCGACACGCCGGCCUGCGAGGGUCUCUCCCCCGGGAGGUUGCCGCGGACGGAGAGAGAGGACGGAUCUGGACUGCCGGCGAAGCGCGAGCGGCGCAGUGCAGAGACCGAGAACGUGCGACUUUCAGGCCGCCCUGGAGGAGACGCCGCAGGCGGCGAAGAUUCCAAGACCGCUCCUGAAGCGCAGCCGGCUUCGGCGCAUGGCGACGCGCCGUCAAAAGGCGGGAACUGCGUCUAUGUCCAGUACCUCGUCGACGGGAAGUACGUGUACUCGCUUCCGUUCGACCGCGCUCGGCUCUACUGUCCCCAGCUGCUGCUCACCUACCUCAUGGCGCGAACAACUUUCAAAACAAGUGCAGCGGCCGAAGGGAGGCCGAGCCGCGGGAAGACGCGACAGGCCUACGAGUCGUGUUUUGUCCAAGAGAACCAGGAGAACUUGGCGAGGGAGGCGAACUGCCUGCCAAGCCCUGAGAGGGGGAGCGUGACGCCUGCGAGCGUUGAAGAAGUUGAGGUGGACAACGCAGUGGCUGAAGAGAAACUGUAUUCGGACGCGGCAGUGCUGAGCCGCGAAACCACCAGCAGCACUGGACGAAAGAGGGACGGCGGCCAUGUUGACGAGGAGUCGGAACGAACCGACAGCGGGGACGAAUCAGAGAGUCACGCUGAAAAGGCUCACACACGGCAGAAAGCCGGGAAUCGCUUUCCUGAGGAAGCGACCAGAAGGGACAGCUCCGAAACAGACGGCUCAGAGUUUGCCUCAGACGGCUCCGACAGCGGAGGCAGCAAGUCUGGCCAGGCUAAAAAGGACGACGCCGGCGGCGCUGUCGAGUACGAGUAUGGCGCUCUCAAGCGCUCGCCAAUCUUCUCGUGCGUUGCUGGCUGA